This is a messenger RNA of Amorphotheca resinae ATCC 22711, 2487 nucleotides long. RefSeq lists its product as hypothetical. The record is from RefSeq and is a predicted model, not a curated record. The coding region runs from base 1 to 2487 and encodes 828 amino acids. NCBI's taxonomy places the organism in Eukaryota, Fungi, Ascomycota, Leotiomycetes, Helotiales, Amorphothecaceae. Gene Ontology annotation, molecular function: protein binding. The transcript is spliced from 3 exons.
AUGGAGAGGCCUGCACCAAUCCCCCCCAAGGUGGGAGCAACUUUCUAUCCUGGAGGUCAGGAUGACUUCCGUAUGCCAGAAUUGGUAUCGCCAAAGCCUCAAAGGGUAAUGCCGGAGGUUCCGUCUAAUAUGCAGCAAGACCUUGCAAACCUUGAACUCGAGGCCCGAAUGACCCCAAGCCAUCCGGCCAGUUCUACGUCGACGAUGUCGUCACACUCAACACAUAUCGAUUCAUACCCGCGAGACCCUCAGACGAGCGGCUCCUCCCAGACAAACAUGCGCCAACGCUCUGCCGUCCCGGGCUUCACUGCGAGCUACGAAAACACGAACGCCUCGGCAUAUCAGAACUUGAACAGGCGAUCACUACAACAAUUUACUGCAUCACAGCCAGAUUCACCUAGGUUUUCUCCAUUCCCCAAACUCCACAACGCAGGAGAGAAUGUGCCGCUUUCCGAUGACGAGAAGGAAGAAGUAUUGGAGAGGGCACGGCCAUUGGUUCUAAAGUCGACGGAUCCAGAAAUGCAGUUGGCUUGGGCCCAGGAUGCUCUAUCGUGGGUCGAGGUGGCAAGCCAAAACUCCUCCCGCCAACAGCAGUUGGACGGCGGGUCUCAGAGACCCGUUACUCCAAAGGUAGAGCACCAGUUGAGAGUCGACGCGCUGAAUAUCGUCACAUUUCUUGCAGAGCAACAUCAUCCAAAGGCUCAAUUUAUGCAAGGCAUGUGGCUCGAGUUUGGCAAGUUCGGAUAUAGAGUAGACAAAAAGGAGGCGUUUAUGGCAUAUCGAAGGGCUGCAGAGAGAGGUUAUGCGCGAGCAGAAUACCGGAUCGGCAUGCAAUAUGAGAGUUCCAACAACCCCACCAAAGCUAUCGAGCAUUACCAAAAGGGGGUGGCGGCGAACGACUCGGCUUCAGAUUAUAGAUUGGGCAUGAUGACACUGCUCGGACAACAUGGCAUGCCGCGGGAUUAUGAAAGGGGUGUGAAUCUCAUACGAUUUGCUGCAGACACUGCCGACGAGAAUGCCCCUCAAGGAGCCUAUGUUUAUGGUAUGCUUCUCGCUCGCGAGCUGCCAAAUAUAAGCGUUCCUGAGCAGUACCUCCCAUACGACGUGAAAGAUGCCAAAUACUACAUAGAAAAGGCUGCGUAUCUUGGUUUUGCAAAGGCACAGCUUAAGAUGGGUCAGGCUUAUGAAUUAUGUCAACUCGACUGCGAGUUUGACCCAGCUUUAUCACUGCACUACAACGCUCUUGCAGCCCGCCAAGGAGAAGCGGAGGCUGAGAUGGCAAUCAGCAAGUGGUUCCUGUGUGGAUAUGAAGGGAUCUUCGAAAAGAACGAGGAGUUGGCAUUCACAUAUGCACAACGUGCGGCACAGACCAAGAUGGCCACAGCAGAGUUUGCCCUGGGGUAUUUCUACGAGAUAGGCGUGUACGUGCCGAUAGACUUGGUCGAAUCCGAAAAGUGGUACAAGAAAGCUGCAGAUCAUGGAAACAAUGAUGCCAUCGGAAGAAUCGAUAGCAUCAAGAAGAACAACACUUUUUCGAAGAAGGACCACGAGCAAAUAGCUCUUUCACGGAUCAAGUCCCAAUAUGGUUCUCAGCGUGGAGGCCGACCCGAACGAUUCAAGAAACCCGUUCAGCAGAUGCCGGCAAUGGCAGAGAGCGUAGUUAAUAUGCCUGACCCGAGGAAUCCUUAUCGGGUAUCAACUGCACCGUAUCCCGACGAUGAUGCAUCAUCUCUUCCCGCUCAGCAUCCCAAUCCUCAAUACUACAAUCAAGGCGGGCGGCCCUCUUCAGCAGCCGGACCUCAGGCAGACAGGCCCUCUUCUGCGUUUGGUGUCGUACCUCUGCACCACACUGCGACUGACCCAUACAGCUAUAAUGGAAGCGUAAACGCACCCGAACCUUUGCGACUACCCAACAACAUGGGACCAGGUGGCCGAGGCGCCAAUCGUGUGGCUUCCGCUGGCUGGGAGCCGCAGACUUCAGAGCUUGACCAAGGACGCAAUAGACUUGUGAGCGCACCGCAGAUCAAUAUCAAUAACAGACCUCAACCACAGAAUGUGCAAUCUCUGCAGCCAUUGCCUAACACGGGUUACAAUUCUGAUCCGUCAAGACAGCCAAGGCCACAAUCAAGAGGCGACAGUCCUGCUAUCAGCAUCCCCCGACGGGACCUUGCUGCCAACCAUCUCCAACACCCCGAGCGACGAAGCUCGAUGACGCCUGUGAAUGGUAGGGCGAGCCCUGCGAGCCCUGCGAGUCAGCGACCAGCGAGAAUCGAUUCAAUGCAACCCUCAAGGCUUGACUCCCCAAGCUCGCCUUACCAGAAUACGAUGGGUCCGGGCCGGGCAUCCCCAAGGCCUCAACAGCCAAAUUCUCCGCAGACUCCCGCGCCAGCGCCAGUGUCCCACCCACCCAAGAAGGCCGGCCCCGCUACCUUUGAAGAGAUGGGGAUCCCUGUCGCAAAGCAUGAGAGUGAUUGUAUUAUAAUGUGA